Lucilia cuprina (Australian sheep blowfly) is the source of this 825-nucleotide messenger RNA. RefSeq lists its product as uncharacterized. The transcript has a single exon. The coding region runs from base 1 to 825 and encodes 274 amino acids. The record is from RefSeq and is a predicted model, not a curated record. NCBI's taxonomy places the organism in Eukaryota, Metazoa, Arthropoda, Insecta, Diptera, Calliphoridae.
AUGAAACAAGCCCGAACCGAUGACGAUGAAAAUAAUGUUGAGAAUGAUCCUCCGAAAAAAUUUAAAGAGAUAGUGUCGUUGACCUCGUUAGAUACAAAAUUGAACUCUUUUGAUGCUAGACUGUACUCUGUUCAAUCAGACUUAAAGGAAAGCAUGAAAGAGUUGAUGAAAACAGUCGAUCAAUUAGCAAUUAAUGUCAAUACAUCCAAGAGUGAAAUGAAAGAGGAAAUUCAAUUCGCACUCUCUUCGAUAUCAAAUGCACAUGCUACUUUAGUUGAUCAAGUAAAGGAGAUAAAUGAGACUAAUAUUAAAAGAGACACUCGAAUUACUGCCAACGAAAUGCGUAUAAACAAAUUGGAACAACAAAUUAUCAAAAACGAUAUAGAAAUAAAAAACAUACAAAACAAAGAAAUCUCUGAAUAUGAUGUGGUAAAAGAAAUUGGUAAAACAAUUAACAUUGAAAUAAAGGAAGAAGAUAUAGCUAAUGCAUACCGCAUUAAAAAACAAAACAAAGUCAUUGUCGAAUUUUCUACACUGAGCAAAAAAACUGCAUUCAUGAGUAAAAUUACUAAACAUAGAGUCAAUGCAGAAAUAAUAAACAAAAAUGAUCAGGAUAAUACAGCCAACAAAUUUAUAUAUAUAAACGAUGAAUUGACGUUUCAUAACCGCCAACUUCUUUGGCAAGCUAAAACAAAAGCAAAGGAGGCAAAUUGGAAGUUUGUUUGGGUUCGUAACGGGAAUAUCUUUGCACGAAAAAACGAAAACUCGCCCCUACUCACCAUAAAAAAUGCUGCAGAUAUUGAAACUAUUAAUAAUACAAUUUAA